Gekko japonicus is the source of this 1490-nucleotide messenger RNA. It is a transcript of the gene ARHGEF16, whose product is annotated as Rho guanine nucleotide exchange factor 16. Gene Ontology annotation, molecular function: guanyl-nucleotide exchange factor activity. The transcript has 9 exons. The record is from RefSeq and is a predicted model, not a curated record. Gene Ontology annotation, biological process: activation of GTPase activity. Lineage: Eukaryota; Metazoa; Chordata; Lepidosauria; Squamata; Gekkonidae. The annotation marks the transcript as partial.
GGCACCUGCCUUGCUCUGCGGCUCCAGGCCACGGCGACCGGGGCCCCUCGCUGCACCCGCCGGCGCUGAAGCUGAAGCGCGCCCUGGCAUGGAGAGGCAGGCUCCCGGAAGCCGUCCGUAGCUCUGUCAUGUCCCAGCGGCAUUCCGACACCUCCUUGGCGGACGAGGCCCUUCUGCUGGGGCGCCGGCUUACCUCCGAGUUACGGAUCAGCACCGCUGCGGUGCCCCCACAGGGAGAGCAGAGCGCCAUGGCAGCCCUGGAUAACCCCACCUUUUCAGAUGACCUCUCCCCGUCUCCCACCGGGCCACGCCGGAUCGUCCUCAGCACCGAGAGCCCGGUGGUAGCUCUGAAGGUGGGCACCCAGCAGCUCAUCCCCAAAAGCCUGGCGGAGUCUCCCCGAGCCAAGCCCCCCUCCCGGCACCAGAGCUUCUCAGCCGUGGCCCUGACCAAAGAGACCCCCCGAUGCGACCCCAAGCGCUUGUCGGCCCCCAGCAUUUCUUUCGAGGAGCUGGAGGAGGAGCUGGGCGGGGGGACGCUGAAACGCAACCUCCGCAACAUGUCCUACCGGGCGGCCAUGAAGGGCUUCGGGAAUGCGGAAGCGCCGGAGACGCCCAAAUUCAGCGCCACCCUGAAGCCGCUCUCGGAAGAAGCCAACGGACAAAAAGCCCGGAGCCCUGCCAGAAAUAAGAGAACCUUUGGGCGCAAGCGGAUGCACCGGCAUGGAGGCUCUUUCAAGGAUGACCCCCGCCUGUAUCAAGAGAUCCGAGAGAGAGGCUUGAACUCCACCUGUCACGAGUCGGAUGACGACCUGCUGGAGGUGGACACCAUCCCCGAGGAGUCCCCCGCCGCAGACUCCGUCAUCAUGGUGAAGAACUACCGGCCUGCCCACCUCACCUGGAGCCAACUCCCCGAGGUGCAGGAAGCGGGCAUCUUGGAGCUGAUCUCCCCUGAAGAGCGCAAGAGACAAGAGGCCAUGUUUGAGAUCAUCACGUCCGAGUAUACCUACAUGCGCAGCCUGGACAUUCUGGUGACCCAGUUCCUGAAGUCCGAGGAGCUCAAGGAGACGAUGACGCAGACGGAGCACCACCACCUCUUCUCCAACGUUGGGGACAUCCUGGCCGCCAGCAAGAGUUUUUUUGAGGACUUGGAAAAGAGACACCAGGAGCACCUCCUGAUCCCGGAUAUCAGUGACAUCGUGGAGGAUCGGGCAAACUUCCACUUCCAUCCCUACGUCAUCUACUGUUCCAACGAGGUCUACCAGCAGAGGACCCUGCAGAAGCUGCUGACCACCAACCCUGCCUUUAAAGACACGCUGAAACAAAUCGAGCGGAAGCCAGAGUGCGGCAGCCUGCCCUUGAUCUCCUUCCUCAUCCUCCCCAUGCAGAGGGUGACCCGCUUGCCUCUCCUGAUGGACACGGUCUGUCAGAAAACUCGGAUGGGCAGCCCAGCUUACGACGCUGCCACGAGGGCGCUGAAGGCCAUAAGCAAG